GCGAGAUCGGCGGCCGCGCUAGCAGCGGUUUCCUCGAUCAUCACCAUCCGGAGUUCGCGAUUCGUAGAUCGAUCGAUGAUCAUCAUGGCGAGACACACGCCUCUUCAACUUCUAAUACUAUUUGCCUUCGUGAUCGUCAUCGGUCAGUCACGAACAGUUCCAAAUACCAACGACACCAAUAUUUAUAACAAGGAUGAGACUCAAUUCAGGAAACCGUUCUUUUUGGAAGAAACAUACUUUCGUGUCUUUUCUUCGUUCACCUUCAAUGGCUCGUGGAUUUCUGACGACGAAAUUAUAGUUGGAGACGAAAUUACAGGCGAUAUUACUAUUACUGAUGUAAAAUCAGGAGAAACGAGACACAUUUUUAAUGGAACAGAUUUACCACUGUCAUACAAAUUCAGUACAGCAACUAUUUCAGCCGACAAGCAGUAUAUUCUCAUUAGUUACAAUUCUAUACAAGUGUUCAGAUACUCGACCCUCAAAAAUUAUGUGGUGUAUGACAUUCAGAACGGUGCAUUUGAAGAGAUCGCGAAUGAAUCUUUUAUCUCGUUGGCGUUAUGGUCGCCUAUUGGCAGUGACUUGGUUUAUGUUCUCGAUAACGAUAUUUAUCAUAUGACUUUCAAUCGUAGCCAGAAUGUAGUGCGAAGAUUGACAACGAGCGGCGAAGCCAACAUAGUUUACAAUGGAAUUACGGAUUGGGUAUACGAAGAGGAAGUAUUUCGAUCUGCGACUGCAGUGUGGUUUUCACCGGAUGGCCAAUACUUGGCCUUUGCAACUUUCAACGAUACUGUAGUAAAGGACAUGGCAUAUUUUCAUUACGGCACUCCUGGUUCUCUUGAAGACCAAUAUCCUACGGAAGUGAAGAUAAAGUAUCCCAAGGCAGGUACACCGAACCCGGUAGUAUCUCUAUCGGUAAUCGAUUUAUUCGAUCCAUUGUCAAAAGCAGUUAUUUUGAAAGCGCCCAUUAAUGAGGUGACAAGUGACAACGUUCUAUACGUCGUGAGCUGGUGGAACAAAACACACGUAAUAGCGACAUGGACGAAUCGCGUGCAGAACCAAUCCCAGAUGACCAUGUACAGUAUACAAGGUGAUGCCAAAUUGGUUUUGUCCGACGAGGAGACUGAAGGCUGGCUUCAACCGAAUCGUCCUAUAAGAACUCGUGAUUACAUAUUGCUUUUACGACGGGAACCUUCUGGCACCAGCGCCGGCAGAUUCCGACAUAUAAACAGGUAUGAAUAUAAGGAUGGUCAGUUUAUUAUGCCAUUGGAUCUAACGCCCGGUCCCUCCGAAGUUCACACGAUCCUAGCAGCCGAUUCGCCCAGAGGCAAAGUUUACUAUCUCGCCACUGCGCCGGGUGAACCGUCGCAGAGGAAUUUGUAUUCGGUGCCUCUGGAUGGAAGCCAGAAACCGACUUGCAUAUCUUGCAAGUUGCUCACGCCGGAAGGAAACAGAUGCACUUACGCUACCGCAUCUUUUUCAAGACAAAGGUCGUACUACGCACUUACUUGUUCCGGGCCCGAUCCAAUUACAGUGACGAUUAAUGACAAUAAUCAUCAGCCAGUCUUGACCUGGAAUACUAAUAAGCUGGUGAGAAUACUUUUGUCACGACGAUUAAUGCCGCAACAAAGAAAUUUCAACAUUACCGUGAACGGUUAUGACUGCAAAGUCAGGUUGCUCUUGCCGCCAGAUUUCGACGAAAGCAAGUCAUACCCCUUGAUGCUAUUCGUCUACGCUGGUCCAAACACAGUCAGAAUCAUUGAUGAAGCCAGGUAUGGAUACGAGCAUUAUCUGACGACCAACCGAAGCAUAGUUCAUGCGUCGAUCGAUGUAAGAGGAUCGGCCUUUAAAGGCAGUAACAUGCUCUUUGAAAUAUACCGGAAGUUGGGUACCGUAGAAAUUGAAGAUACUAUCGCCGUCACCGAAAUUUUGCAGAAACAGUAUAGUUGGAUCGACGCGAACAGGACCGGUAUAUGGGGCUGGAGCUACGGUGGUUUUACUACUGGUAUGGUGAUGAUCCAAGAUACCAACUCUGUCUUCAAAUGCGGCAUAUCCAUCGCGCCCGUAUCUUCCUGGAUUUAUUACGAUUCCAUCUAUACGGAAAGAUUCAUGGGUCUGCCAACUCCAGAGGACAAUCUUGAUGGUUACAAUCGCACGGAUAUUUCACGACGAUCGGAAGGAAUGCGCGGCAAAAAGUACAUGCUGAUACAUGGUACCGAGGAUGACAACGUGCACUACCAGCAGGCGUUGGCGCUUGCCAAGUCGUUGGAGCAUAAUGACAUCCUGUUCGAACAGGUCACGUACACGGACGAAGCGCACUCUCUCGAAAACGUGGCCCCUCACCUUUAUCACACAAUGGACAAAUUUUGGGGCGAAUGCUUCGGGUGGGGAAGAGAUCACUGAUCAGACUCACUAAAGAAGAGAAUCGCCUUCACGGCCGCAAUCUCGUUUGCGCUGUACGUCAGGAACCGUAAUCUUAAAUAAUAUCGCAUAAAGGAAAUAUUACAGAUUUCUAAACUAAAUACUACAU
Messenger RNA from Cyphomyrmex costatus, 2527 nucleotides. RefSeq names its product venom dipeptidyl peptidase 4. NCBI's taxonomy places the organism in Eukaryota, Metazoa, Arthropoda, Insecta, Hymenoptera, Formicidae. The coding region runs from base 76 to 2400 and encodes 774 amino acids. Gene Ontology annotation, biological process: proteolysis. Gene Ontology annotation, cellular component: plasma membrane. The record is from RefSeq and is a predicted model, not a curated record. Gene Ontology annotation, molecular function: dipeptidyl-peptidase activity; serine-type peptidase activity. The transcript is spliced from 14 exons.